GGUAAAAACAUGCAAACGAGCCACAGGAGAGGCAGCUGACUGGCUCUGGCUGGGAAUCCGUCCCGUCACCAACAGGUUGGGUAACUUGUCCAUCAGCCGAAGAAGGCAGAGUCCAGAGCGCAGCCUCCCUCCUUCAUUCCACCUGCCGGCGAGACUACCUGGAGGAGCUCACCUGGCGCGCUCUCGCUCCCUCGCGCAGACACACACGCACGCCUGCGCGCCUGACUUCAGCUGCGGGUCUCGGCGACGCACCAGGGACCAAAGGAAAUGGGGAGUUUGCUGGGAGGCCUGGGCCUGCUGAUCUUCGGCUCUGUAUUCUUCUCAUGCUCCCACUCUGCAGCCAUUGGAGCCAACAGCACCCAACCAGGAUUCUGUGGAGUGCCCGCUAUGGGGCGAAUCAUGGGUGGCAUGAACGCCAACCAUGGACAGUGGCCCUGGCAGGUAUCCCUGAGCAGCAGCAAAAGCGGCCAUCACCUCUGCGGAGCGUCUCUCAUUGCCCCCCAGUGGCUAGUCACAGCGGCACAUUGCUUCCCUGUGAAGGCUGAAAUUGAAGACUACGAUGUCGUCCUGGGGGCCCAUCGGCUGAAUGACCCCCCAAACGGCCUGGAAGUUAUGCAGGUGGAGCAAGUGAUUAAGCACCCUGACUACGUGGAAGAAGAAGGCUCUAAAGGGGACAUUGCCCUGGUGAAGCUCAAGAAGGCAGUGAACUACAGCCGUACGAUCCGCCCCAUCUGCCUGCCCGCCUCUUCUGUCGUCUUCCCAGCCGGCAUGAAGUGUACCGUCACCGGCUGGGGGAACGUGCUCGUAUCCACAAGCCUCCCCACACCCAAGACGCUACAGCAGCUUGAAGUGCCCAUUAUUGGGACAGAGACUUGCAAGUGCCUGUACAGGCGAAACCCUGAUCCUGAGGAUCCCCUCACUGUCCACGACGACAUGAUCUGUGCUGGCUUUGCUGAGGGGAUGAAGGAUGCAUGCCAGGGUGACUCUGGAGGACCCCUUUCCUGUCUUAUUGGCAAUGCUUGGCUGCUGGCCGGAGUGGUGAGUUGGGGGGACGAAUGUGGAGCCCCCAACAGGCCUGGUAUCUACAGCCGCAUCUCAACCUAUGCCGACUGGAUUCAGGCAAAUGUUCCGGAGGUGCAGCUCAGCCAAGUGACCUCCGACGUGCAGCCCAUUUCGGAGGAGGGCAUGUGCUCCGACACUCCUGGCACUAGGCGGCCUGGACCUUACGAUGACAUCCAGCCUCAGCCAGGCUGGUCCCGUCCCAUCAACCCGACAAACCCUGCCUCGGGCAGUGCUGCGUCCUGGGCCUGCAUGUCCAGCCUGCCUCUUCUUGUGCUCUUCCUUCAGACCUUCCACUAUUUCUUAUAAAUCGUGGCUCAAGUGGGCCAAAUGACUGAUGUGUAGCCAGAGGGGGGAGCAGUCCCUUCCUACUCCAUGCUCAAGUGGGUGGUCCCACUAUUUCACAUUCUGCCAUGCCUCAGGUUUAUUUGCUUUGCUCUCUGGAAGCAUGUGAUGCUUUUGGUUUGAUUACAAAACGGCAGCCUUGUUCUGGAGCAGAGGGUUCCACCAAGCCAUGAA
Messenger RNA from Lacerta agilis (Sand lizard), 1578 nucleotides. RefSeq names its product serine protease 8 (gene PRSS8). Gene Ontology annotation, biological process: proteolysis. The record is from RefSeq and is a predicted model, not a curated record. Lineage: Eukaryota; Metazoa; Chordata; Lepidosauria; Squamata; Lacertidae. The transcript is spliced from 6 exons. Bases 268 to 1368 code for a protein of 366 amino acids. Gene Ontology annotation, molecular function: serine-type endopeptidase activity.